AUGUCUCCACCACCUUCCCGCGACGCAGCAAGCGACCCCGACGCCUCGGAUCUUGCAGAGAAGGGGCUGUACACUAGACAAAACAGCAGCCUCACAUCGACAACAACAGUGAAUAUCUCACCGGUACCAAGUUCACGGAUCCUCGGGUCCGACACAACAGCGGGACAAGAGGUGCCUGAGCUACCGGUGGAGGCCGAGAAGCUGGCCUCCAACGAUUCCAAGCGACUGGCGCCCGUAAUCACAACAAAACCACUAUCGCCGCCAGUCAAAGGACCUCGUCGCUCGACUCUCAUCCGGCUCUGGUUCAGCACAUAUAGACUAUUCUUCAUAUUCACGACCUCGUUGAAUCUCACUGGUCUGCUGCUGGCCGUGCUGGGUCGCUUCAGCUAUGCACAGGACCAGGCUGGUGCCUUUAUACUGGGAAACCUCCUUACUGCAGUCCUCAUGCGGAAUGAGGUUUUCUUACGGAUUCUAUAUGCAGUGGCUAUAUUCGGCUUGCGCAGUUGGGCCCCGUUGAGAAUUAAACUAGCAGCGACCUCCAUCUUACAACAUGUUGGAGGCAUCCAUUCAGGAUGCGCACUCUCGGGCGUAACUUGGUUGAUUUACCAUGUCAUUGACCUUGCUCGCCGCGGCGCCGAACAACAACACAAAUCAGUCAUAAUCUCCGGCAUCAUCACGAUGGCACUCAUGUUUAUAUCGAUGCUCAGCGCCUUUCCAUGGGUUCGAAAUAACUACCACAACGUGUUCGAGAAGCAACAUCGGUUCAUUGGUUGGCUGGGCCUCAUAGCCACAUGGAUCUUCGUUGCCCUAGAGAAUAGUUACGAUGCCGCUCGUGGAGAGUGGAAGGUCACCACAGAUACGUUGAUUCGCUCACAAGCCUUGUGGUUUACCAUGUGCAUCACGUUGUGCAUCAUCAUUCCCUGGGCCACUGUGCGCAGAGUCCCGGUGGAGGUGCAGAUCCCAUCCUCCAAAGUGGCCAUCCUCUGCUUCGAGGGAGGCAUUCAACAAGGCCAUCUCGGCAGAAUCAGUCGCACCUCUCUUAUGGAGUAUCAUGCCUUUGGUAUCAUCAGUGAGGGGACGAACUCCGCACAUCAUUACAUGGUGUGUGGUGUUCAGGGCGACUUCACUCAGAGUCUUGUUCAAGACCCGCCUAAAGCCUUGUGGACGCGACAAUUCAAGUUUGCGGGGGUCGGACAUGCAUCCGCCAUGUUCAAGCGGGGGAUUCGCGUCUGCACGGGAACAGGAAUCGGCGCGGCGCUCUCGACCUGCAUCCAGAGCGAGAACUGGUUUCUUAUUUGGAUUGGCUCCGAUCAAGAAAAAACGUUUGGGCCGAUCAUCAAAGAUCUGAUACAUCGGAACAUCCCUGCAUCCAGGAUGAUUCUCUGGGAUACCAAGCAACGAGGUGGCAGACCAGACACCUUGCAGCUCCUGAAGGAUACGUGGCGAAGCUUUGAAGCCGAAGUUGUGUUCAUAACGUCCAACAAGCGAGGCAACGACGAGCUGAUGCAAGGUUGCUAUGAAGCCGGUAUCCAUGCUUUUGGCACCCUGUGGGACUUCUAA
Emericellopsis atlantica is the source of this 1560-nucleotide messenger RNA. RefSeq lists its product as uncharacterized. Bases 1 to 1560 code for a protein of 519 amino acids. Lineage: Eukaryota; Fungi; Ascomycota; Sordariomycetes; Hypocreales; Bionectriaceae. The record is from RefSeq and is a predicted model, not a curated record. The transcript has 10 exons.